Messenger RNA from Gymnodraco acuticeps, 924 nucleotides. RefSeq lists its product as uncharacterized. The transcript is spliced from 2 exons. Bases 77 to 706 code for a protein of 209 amino acids. The record is from RefSeq and is a predicted model, not a curated record. NCBI's taxonomy places the organism in Eukaryota, Metazoa, Chordata, Actinopteri, Perciformes, Bathydraconidae.
GACGCUAAAACUUUCGGGAAAUGUCGACAGCAACUGGCGGACCUUCAAGCAGUAGUUCCAGCUUUACAUCACGGCCAUGGGACUGGAAACUAAGCCGGAUGCUAGGAAGGUAGCGCUACUGCUAACUAUAGCAGGCCCACAGGCGAUAGAAGUGUACAAUACUUUUGUGUAUGAAGAGCAGGCUGAUAAAGACAAACUGGAUAAAGUGCUCGAGAAAUUGUAUGCCCACUACUCUCCCAGAAAGAACGAAACAUACGAGAGAUAUGUAUUCCGUUCACGUGUGCAGCAGCAUGAGCCUUUUGAUAGCUUUCUGACUGACCUGAAGCUAAAAGCACAGUCAUGCAACUUUGCUACGCUGAGGGACUCCAUGAUACGGGACCAGAUCGUUUUUGGCGUGGAGGAGGAUACAAAGGUCAGAGAAAGGCUGCUAAGGGAAACGGAGCUGACAUGUGAAGCAGCUAUACAAAUCUGCCAUGAUGCAAGCGAGCUGUCCCAAAUGCACGUCAGGACUUUCAGCGAGAUGGCGGGCGCGGCUAACGUGAGUGAUGGCGCAGCAGUUGGUGCGGUCUCCAGCCAAGGCAAAUGGCGCGCACAGACGCGGCCUACACAGCGGUCGGAAGAAGGGACAUUCAGCUGUAAGCGCUGCGGCUCGAAGCACAAACCACGACAGUGUCCGGCAUUUGCUGUGUAUGUUAUAUGUAUAUGAGAUGUGCCGUUGCCCGGACGCCAUUGGAUGCCAGUUUCCUGUCCCUCCUUCGGUAGGCGUGACCGAAGAUCUGGAUUGGAGCAGGUCGGGCCCGACUCACCAAUCCCUGCCCACACCUUCCGGGGACUCUUACAAGAGUGUGUGCAUCUCAGUUAGACGGGAGAGGUCUGAAUCUGUGUCAGACGGCUCUCGGUGCUCUCCUUAUGUUCUGUGUAGCU